AUGGACGGGCUGCCCUGUUGGGCGCUGAGGGCCGCCUGCUUUCUGCUGUUGGCGGCCGGCUGGCUGGGGCCCGAGGCCUGGGGCUCGCCCACGCCCCCGCCUUCGCCCGCCGCGCCGCCGCCGCCCCCACCGCCCGGGGCUCCGGGCGGCUCGCAGGACACCUGCACGUCGUGCGGCGGCUUCCGGCGGCCGGAGGAGCUGGGCCGGGUGGACGGCGACUUCCUGGAGGCGGUCAAGCGGCACAUCUUGAACCGCCUGCAGAUGCGGGGCCGGCCCAACAUCACGCACGCUGUGCCCAAGGCCGCCAUGGUCACGGCUCUGCGAAAGCUGCACGCGGGCAAGGUGCGCGAGGACGGCCGUGUGGAGAUCCCGCACCUCGACGGCCACGCCAGCCCGGGCGCCGACGGCCAGGAGCGCGUCUCCGAGAUCAUCAGCUUCGCGGAGACAGAUGGCCUCGCCUCCUCCCGGGUCCGCCUCUACUUCUUCAUCUCCAAUGAAGGCAACCAGAACCUGUUUGUGGUUCAGGCCAGCCUGUGGCUUUACCUGAAGCUGCUGCCCUAUGUCCUGGAGAAGGGCAAUCGGCGAAAGGUGCGGGUCAAGGUGUACUACCAGGAGCAGGGCCACGGAGACCGGUGGAAUGUGGUAGAGAAGAAGGUAGACCUCAAGCGCAGCGGCUGGCACACCUUCCCGCUCACGGAGGCCAUCCAGGCUCUCUUUGAGCGGGGCGAGCGGCGACUCAACCUGGAUGUGCAGUGCGAUGGCUGCCAGGAGCUGGCUGUGGUGCCCGUGUUCGUGGACCCCGGCGAGGAGUCGCACCGGCCCUUCGUGGUCGUGCAGGCAAGGCUGGGUGACAGCAGGCACCGCAUCCGCAAGCGGGGCCUGGAGUGUGAUGGCCGGACCAACCUCUGUUGCAGGCAACAGUUCUUCAUUGACUUCCGCCUCAUCGGCUGGAACGACUGGAUCAUCGCGCCCACUGGCUACUACGGGAACUACUGUGAGGGCAGCUGCCCGGCCUACCUGGCGGGGGUCCCAGGCUCAGCCUCCUCCUUCCACACGGCUGUGGUGAACCAGUACCGCAUGCGGGGCCUGAAUCCCGGCACAGUGAACUCCUGCUGCAUCCCUACCAAGCUGAGCACCAUGUCUAUGCUUUACUUCGACGACGAGUACAACAUCGUCAAGCGGGACGUGCCCAACAUGAUCGUGGAGGAAUGUGGCUGUGCCUGACUCGGCAGGGCUGUGGCCGUGGGGCGCCAGGACAGUCCCGGAUGGGCGUCUUGCAGCCCCGACGGGAAGGGGGUGUGUGGUGAGCUAAGUGCUGUUGUUCAGUUGGGCUGCCCAGAAGGUGCCAGGGUGAAGCCUGAAAUAUUUUUCCACUUCUUCAUCCAGCAAUCAGUCAAAAGCAGAGCAAGAACCCUCAACUGACAUGAAAUACUUUAAAAUGCACACGUAGACACGCACAGCCAGACGCAUCCUGCCACCCACACAGCAGCCUCCAGGAUACCAGCAAAUGGAUGCGGUGACAAAUGGCAGCUUAGCUACAAAUGCCUGUCAGUUGGAGAGAAUGGGGUGAGCAGCCACCAUUCCCACCAGCUGGCCCGACCACUCUGAAUUGCGCCUUCGGAGCACACA
Molecule: messenger RNA, 1629 nt
Organism: Molossus molossus (Pallas's mastiff bat)
Lineage: Eukaryota; Metazoa; Chordata; Mammalia; Chiroptera; Molossidae
Gene: INHBB
Product: inhibin subunit beta B
Exons: 2
Coding region: 1-1224 (407 amino acids)
Biological process (GO): BMP signaling pathway; SMAD protein signal transduction
Cellular component (GO): extracellular region
Molecular function (GO): growth factor activity; cytokine activity
Source: RefSeq, a predicted model, not a curated record